AUGGCCUUCGCAGCAGGGCGCAUCUGCGCUCGCUGCAGCCAUCGCCUGGCAUCUCCCCGCUUACCACCACAGUCACAGCACCGCGCAUUCUCCCAGUCCUGGUCCCGGACGGCCUUCACGCCGCCGACCCCUGCCUCGCUCGGUAAAGCUGUGCCCGCAAAACAGUUCAAACGGACUCGAAAAUGGAUAAGACGAUUGGCGUAUCUUUCACUCUUCGGAGCGGCUGCGUACGUGGUUGACAAGAGAUACUACGCCUCCAGUCUCACGCGAUGCACGCGGACAUUUGCUGCAGGCCUGACCACGGCCCUGGACUACAAGAUCAACUUCCGCGAAAAUCCUCCGUUUGCAGACGACAUUGCAGACGUCCAUGCACGUAAUGCGACGAGGCUAUUUCACCUGCUGCGCUCCAAUGGUGGCCUGUAUCUCAAGAUCGGGCAGGCGAUAGCCAUGCAGUCGGCGAUUUUGCCGCCGGAGUUUCAAAAAAUGUUUGCAAAAAUGUUUGAUGAUGCGCCCCAGAACGACUGGGCCGAGGUGCGGCAAGUCAUCAUGGAGGAUUUCGGCGGGAAGACUCCCGAGGAAGUGUUUGGCAUCUCAUUUGACGGUGAUCCAGAGGCUGGGGUCAUGGAGAAGAAAGCCCGAGCUAGCGCAAGUGUAGCACAGGUACACUGGGCGAGGUUGAAAGAUGGCCGUGAAGUCGCCAUCAAGAUCCAGAAAAAAGAGAUUGCACAGCAGGUCGGCUGGGAUUUGUGGGCGUUCAAGGUCGUCACCAAGAUAUAUACCUGGUGGUUCGAUCUUCCGCUGUACACUUUGGUCCCCUAUAUCACAGAGCGACUGCUUUUAGAGUGCGACUUUCAGGCCGAGGCAGAAAAUUCCAAACGCAUGGCCGAGUUGGUGAAAGGGGAACCACGAUUGCGGGAUAGAGUGUACAUCCCCAAAGUCUACGACGAGCUCACCACAAAGCGUGUCAUGACGGCUGAGUGGAUUGAGGGUGUCCGACUGUGGGACAAAGAUGCUCUGACGCGGCCAUGGCAAGGUGGCUGGAGGACGGGAAGCCCGGGGUGCCAUGGAACGCCGCUCGAUCCGCCGCAGACUCCCAUGACCACUCUUCAACAACGGUCUCGCCAGCAUGACGAGGAGCUUAAGCCUGACAGAAGCUAUUGGCGUGGUAAGGACGGCAAAGGUGGUCUCGGCCUCAACCUGAAAGAGGUCAUGACGACCAUGAUCGACUUGUUCUCGGCACAGAUGUUUCUCUGGGGCUAUGUACACUGCGAUCCUCAUCCGGGAAACAUCUUCGUCCGUCGCCUGCCAAACGGACACUCUGAACUUGUUCUGAUCGACCACGGCCUGUAUAUCCAUAUGUCGCCCAAGUUCCGACACCAAUAUUCCCUUUUCUGGAAGUCCUUGAUGACAUUUGACAAUCAGACGCUAAAGGAAAUCGUGGGCCAGUGGGGGGUGAACAAUGCCGAGAUCUUUGCCUCGGCCACCUUGAUGCGCCCCUAUGAGGGUGGCGACCUGACUGUGUCGAAGCGCAUCAAGGGCAUCAGCGAAGCGGAGAGGAGGAAGCGUCACUACGAGAUGCAGCAGGCGAUGCGGAAGGGCAUCAAGGAGAUCUUGGGCGACGAGGAAAAGUGGCCUCGAGAGCUGAUCUUCAUUGGACGAAACAUGAGAAUCGUCCAGGGAAACAAUCAAUUCCUAGGCAGUCCGGUGAACCGGAUCAAGAUCACCGGCAACUGGGCAAGUCGGGCUUUGGCAGAGGACAAGAACUUGAGCUUCACGGAACGUUGGAAGAACUUUGGUAGCCAUCUGAUCUUCAAGAUGGUGCUACUUGCGACCGACGCGUAUUUCUGGUACAGUAAGCUCAAACAGGUGUUGGGCCGAGGGAAAGGCAUGGACGAUGAUAUGGAGCAGCAGAUGAGGAGGAUGGCAAAAGACUAUGGAAUUGAGAUGAACCAUAAUGUCUUUGAGGGUUAA
Molecule: messenger RNA, 1971 nt
Organism: Exophiala spinifera
Lineage: Eukaryota; Fungi; Ascomycota; Eurotiomycetes; Chaetothyriales; Herpotrichiellaceae
Exons: 1
Coding region: 1-1971 (656 amino acids)
Source: RefSeq, a predicted model, not a curated record